AUGAGACCAGCUACUCAAUUUAUAAGAACGAAAAGUCACAAAUGUUUCUUCUCAUAUCCAUAUAACAUGACGACCUUUCAAACCGGUUACCUUGGCAUAGGACCUUCGAAAAUCUCUGGAGGUUUCCAUCUACGUUAUCCUGCUUCGAAUCCCAUUGACGUUGCAAGAAUUGAAGCUACCUUGGUUGGUCAAGAAUGUUUAUCCAACAUAGCUCAAGACGACUUGAAGAAUACAAAGAAUACAUUUUAUUCUCAAACUCAAUGUAUUUAUCAAUCUAUUACACCCUCAACCGGCUCUAGAGUUUCCUUAACCCCGAUAACCUCGCUUGAUUUAAGUUUUGAAUUCCACCUUGACGAUGAUAUCCCUCCUUCCUAUUCUUCCGUUUCGCAAGAUUCCGUACUUGACCACGAGAUGAUUAGAUACAAGGUGAAAAUCACUAUAUUUCGUAAACGUAAUUAUUUGAAAUUACAAGGGAAGAAUAAAAAAAUUUCGAUAGAAUGUCAAAUUGAACGGUAUAGCCUUCCUUCCGUAUUGAAAUCAACAAGUCAAGUCUCAUUGCAUCGGUCUGAAACAAAUAAGCAAAUUUCCAAUCCUUUGUUAGACGCAAUUAGGUAUAAAGCUACGUUGUCCUCCCAAUACAUUGAUAUGAACAGCAUUAUGGUCAUACCAUUGACCUUAAUCUUACCUAAUCCGCUUAUGAAGAUCAAAGAAAUUGACGUUGUCAUUAAAGAACGUCAAAGGUUCAAAAAUUCAGACAAGGAUACCAUUUACUUUAAGGCAUCGAACAAAAUAUUAGAAUAUAAAUUAUCGGGUGAUUGUAUUGAGCUCGUUGAUGAAAACAUUAAUGAGUACUUUGCUGAAAUGAAAAUGGAUGUUCCACGUUUUGAGAGUGUUUGUAGAUUUCAGGCGCAUGAAGGUGUUAGACCUUUGAAAUACUUCAAGGUUAAACAUAUUUUAAAGAUCAAAAUCAAAUUCGCCAAUGGGGAUCAAUUUGUAUUAGAAGAAUUCGUUUGGUUGCAAAGAUCAUUAAGUGAAAGGAAAAUUUUCAAAGGAAGAGAGAGGGGUUACAUCAAUUAA
Messenger RNA from Funneliformis mosseae, 1077 nucleotides. The record is from the annotation of a GenBank genome assembly. Lineage: Eukaryota; Fungi; Glomeromycota; Glomeromycetes; Glomerales; Glomeraceae.